AUGUCACAGCCAGCUUUGUCCCUCCUCCUGCUUGUGACCCUCUCUGCCAGCCUCACCAUGGCCAUCAGGAAGGACAAGAGAGCUCCUCAGACUCUCUCCAGAGGAUGGGGCGAUGACAUCACUUGGGUACAGACUUACGAAGAGGGGCUCUUCCAAGCCAAGAAGAGUAACAAGCCCCUGAUGGUCAUUCAUCAUCUGGAGGAUUGCCAGUAUUGCCAAGCCUUAAAGAAAGCCUUUGCCAACAGUGAUGAAAUCCAGGAAAUGGCUCGGACUAGCUUUGUCAUGCUCAACCUUAUGCAUGAAACUACAGACAAGAACCUGUCACCUGAUGGGCAGUACGUGCCCCGAAUCAUGUUUGUGGAUCCCUCUUUAACAGUCAGAGCUGACAUCACCGGGAGGUACUCUAAUAGACUCUACACAUAUGAACCCCAAGAUUUGCCAGUGUUGAUAGAAAACAUGAAGAAAGCCUUACGACUCAUCCAAAAGGAGUUAUAG
This is a messenger RNA of Antechinus flavipes (yellow-footed antechinus), 495 nucleotides long. It is a transcript of the gene AGR3, whose product is annotated as anterior gradient 3, protein disulphide isomerase family member. Bases 1 to 495 code for a protein of 164 amino acids. NCBI's taxonomy places the organism in Eukaryota, Metazoa, Chordata, Mammalia, Dasyuromorphia, Dasyuridae. The transcript has 7 exons. Gene Ontology annotation, molecular function: dystroglycan binding. The record is from RefSeq and is a predicted model, not a curated record. Gene Ontology annotation, cellular component: endoplasmic reticulum.